Messenger RNA from Clunio marinus, 495 nucleotides. NCBI's taxonomy places the organism in Eukaryota, Metazoa, Arthropoda, Insecta, Diptera, Chironomidae. The record is from the annotation of a GenBank genome assembly.
AUGGGUUUUCCUGACAACAGAGAUAUUGAACCUACUCGUGAUGACGCACUUAGCGAUUAUAACAAUCCACCAGAUUUUGUGAUGGAUCAGCUAGAGGAGGAAGAAGCGAUGGAAGUUGAAGACGAUUCCAAUGAAGGCUAUUCUCGACUUCAGAAUUUUGAAAAUGGUGAUGAUUAUAUACCAGCUAAUGACUCAGAUUCAAGUGAAAGUGAUGAAGAAGACGAGAACGAAUACAACUUCGAAAGUGCUCAAAAUGUUGAAGAAAAUGCAUCGCCAGGAAUUCCUCCAAUAAUUUCAUCAGAUGUUGAACUGCAGGCUCAAGUUUGGAACACUCCAAGAAGUCAGGAUACAAUAGAACUAAAUAACGAAAAGACUCAACAAAUAUUAAAGGCAAUGAGCAAAUUUAGUCUACCAAAUAUUCCAGCAUGGGCUAGUGAAGUUGAUCCGACUGAAUUGGUUCAAAGAUUAAAAAACAAAACGACAAAUGACAAAUAA